This is a messenger RNA of Syngnathus typhle (broad-nosed pipefish), 3806 nucleotides long. RefSeq names its product Fli-1 proto-oncogene, ETS transcription factor (gene fli1). NCBI's taxonomy places the organism in Eukaryota, Metazoa, Chordata, Actinopteri, Syngnathiformes, Syngnathidae. Gene Ontology annotation, biological process: regulation of transcription by RNA polymerase II; cell differentiation. Gene Ontology annotation, cellular component: nucleus. The record is from RefSeq and is a predicted model, not a curated record. Gene Ontology annotation, molecular function: DNA-binding transcription factor activity, RNA polymerase II-specific; sequence-specific DNA binding. The transcript is spliced from 10 exons. The coding region runs from base 277 to 1653 and encodes 458 amino acids.
UUCUCUCGCUGCUCAUUGGCCGCAGCCCUCUUUCUCAUUUCGCAAACAUUUCCAUUCAUACAACUGCUGCGCGACUGAACAAAAUAACUCGCAAAGGAAAAAAACAAACGGACAACUUCUCGUGGACAGGAACUAAUUAUUUAAAAGUGUGUAAACGAGGUGGAGCAGCGGGAGAAGGAGGAGGAGUGACACCUUCUGCACCGGCGCGCAUUAAACGCAUCGAGAACAGGACUCGCUGUUGGACACGUUUCUGCACCCCUGGUCAGGUAUACAGUCAUGUUCCAAACUGUCCCUGACACGUCGUCUUACGUCAAGGAGGCGCUAUCAGUGGUGAGUGAAGACCAGUCUUUAUUUGAGCCUCCGUACGCUGCUGCUGCCCCUCUCCCCAAGACAGACAUGACUGCAUCUGGCGCGCAGGACUACGGCCAGACUCACAAAAUCAACCCAUUACCCCCACAGCAGGAGUGGAUCAACCAGCCAGUGCGGGUCAACGUCAAGCGAGAAUAUGAGCAUAUGAACGGAUCACGCAGAGAGUCUCCAGUGGACUGCAGCGUGGGUAAAUGUAAUAAGCUGGUGGGGAGUAACGAGACGUCCCAGAUGAACUAUGGAAACUACAUGGAUGAGAAAAACGCCCCGCCCCCUAACAUGACCACCAAUGAACGGAGAGUCAUUGUACCAGCUGAUCCUUCAUUGUGGUCGCAGGACCACGUGCGCCAGUGGCUAGAGUGGGCCAUCAAGGAGUACGGCCUGUUGGAGAUUGACACAUCCAUGUUUCAAAACACGGACGGCAAAGAGUUGUGCAAGAUGAGCAAGGAUGACUUCCUCCGUCUUACCUCUAUGUACAACGCUGAAGUUCUUCUCUCUCAUCUCAAUUACCUCAGGGAAAGUAGCUCGUCAUUAUCCUACACCACCGCAUCACACACAGACCCGUCCCCACGUCUGGCUGCCAAAGAGGACCCUUCAUAUGAUGCUGUACGACGGACGGGAUGGUCAAACAACAUGCACAGUGCCAAAGGCUCUCCAGUGGGAACUCAGAAUGUGACCAAGACUGCUGAGCAGCCCAGAGCUCAACCAGAUCCUUACCAAAUACUUGGUCCCACCAGUAGUCGCUUAGCCAAUCCUGGUUCAGGUCAGAUCCAACUUUGGCAGUUCCUCUUGGAGCUCUUGUCGGACAGCGCCAACGCCGGCUGUAUCACCUGGGAGGGCACCAACGGCGAGUUCAAGAUGACGGACCCGGACGAGGUGGCGCGACGCUGGGGCGAGCGCAAGAGCAAACCCAAUAUGAACUACGACAAACUGAGCCGGGCGCUACGCUACUACUACGAUAAAAACAUCAUGACCAAAGUGCACGGCAAGCGCUACGCUUAUAAGUUUGACUUCCACGGCAUCGCCCAGGCGCUGCAGCCGCAUCCCACCGAGUCGUCCAUGUACAAGUACCCCUCGGACCUAGCCUACGUCCCUUCUUACCACAGCCACCAGCAGAAGGUCAACUUCGUCUCCCCUCACCCUCCGUCCAUGCCGGUUACCUCCUCCAACUUCUUCGGACCAACUGCUCCAUACUGGAGCUCGCCCACCGCCGGCAUCUACCCCAACCCUAACGUCCCCCGCCACCCGAAUACGCACGUGCCUUCCCAUCUGGGCAGUUACUAUUAAACACCUCUAUCUAACCGCCCACUAGCCAUGCCCGCCAUUGCUGACCUGUACUCCCAAUGACGCUAUACCCCAAAGAAGGCAAUGAAGAGGAAAUCGAAAGAGAUGAUUUUAUAUUUGUUAAGAUUUUUGAAACAACUGGAUGCUAUGGUCCAAAAUGGAAUACUACUUAUCUUAAGAAGACUUGAUCUUUUGGACAUGUGCCUUUAUCUUCCACAUCCUCCUAAAAGCUGCACCGAGUUCUUCUCCAAAACGUUUGCCAAGCCAAAGCCUGAGAACAGAAGAGCAAUCAUGUUUGGCUCCUCAGUCCAGACAUGGCCCUUUAUUUACGGGUCUCAAUCUCCAUCCUCCCGAGUACAUUACCGCCAUUACGCUUGAAAGCAUCUGCUCUUUCCACCAUCUACAACCUUGUCGGGGUUUGUAAUUCCCACCACAUCGAAGCCUUCAUCUUUUUUUCCAGCGCCUCUGCUCAUCCACCUGUAUCAUUUUAUGUGUGUGUAGAGAGUCUACUGGAAUUUGCUGGAAAAGAUGGAGCCCACCCCACACACACCACCACCACCAAACUCAACACACACACAAUAUGGACCUUUCUCGCCUAUGAAUGAAAGUUGGCAACUGGAAUAUGCCAUUCACAAUUUAAUUUAUCCUCCAAACUGGAAGGCAGGAGAAGAGUCCAAUAGCGAGGAAGCAAGCGCUGUAUGUCUGCUGAACUGCCAGUUGUACUUUAAAUGCUUUCUGCAUUGCGUGCGGAGUUGAUGACAGGCCGUGUGUACAGCUCUCUUGUGCUGAGGAAGCCGAGUCAACGCGUAAUUGAAACAAUUUUGCAACAAGUCAACCCAGUUCGACACACUCGGCUAUUAAAAGUUUACUGCGUUGUCGCCUCGAAGCCAUGUUUUGUCUCUCCACCGUGUCAGUAUUAAUGUGAAUGUUGUUCAGUUUGUGUCUUAAAGGAGGAUUUCAAACCAAAGAUUGUCAGGUGGUUUCAUUUUGUAAACAAGGAAACAAACAAGUAAUGACCAAGGCCAUUAAUUUGAAUAGUUUUUGUCAUUCUAAAAUACGUAAAGUCCUUGUCUUGGUUUCAUCGUGGUGAUAAAGUCCAACAAGACAGUAAAUCUAGAAUAAUGCAUUCCAGUAAAAUUGAAGUGUUUGCAUCAUUCUUUAACUGCUCAAAACAUUCCCUGAUGAGAAAUCUGACAAUUCUUGAUUUGUUUAAUGACUGCCACUGCAUCUCUUCUCUUUUUUGGGCAAGUCAGGAUCCUGUAGGUCACACUGCGAAAUGGCUUUCUCAAUUUUUUGUGUUAGUCAACAGUGUCAAGUUGCAUAUUACCAGGGCUGGAUCCUAGUUUGAGAGCAGCAUGUAUGCUUGAAUGUUAGUUUCUCACUGAUCUAAAGGCCAGAUAAACAUGCACAUGGACUUCCUCCUCAUGUAAUAUCAUCACAUGUUCAUCUUCAGGUGCAUAGGCGCUAAAGAGCAAAUGCACUCCAUGACCAGUAAGUGAAGCAGACACUUGAAAGUAAAUGACGUUGGACUAAGGUUAUCGGAGAACAAAACCAAUUUAAAAUAUGACGAGUUGAAACAAGGAAUUCCUCAGAUUCGCAAACGCUGUGCGUUUGUCAGACCUAUUUUUUAUUAUUUUAUAUGCAUCAGUCAACUAGGCAUUAAAGCAACUUACUGUAUAAAUUAUGCAGAGUUAUUUUCAUAUGUGACACAGUAUUAAAAAGAGACAAGAGAAUUAAUACGAGUUGACCUCGGUCAAAAAAAAAAAUACAAAUCUUUGAAGUCCAUUUCUGCUCAGUAGUUUUUUCAGCAUUUUAAGCGUUUUUAUAUUUGUACAUUUGGGCAAUACAUUUUUAGCUUUUUUAUUAUUAUUUCUUAUUGUAAUUAUUUUGUAUGAGAUUGUGUAACAUCCCAAGUGCCUUUGUGUACACAAGCUAAGCCUUCUCCCAAACACAAGUGACUGCUUGAAUCCAAUAACAGGGACCAUUUAACGCUGUCUGCAACAUGUGAUUAGGACAGUUCUUUAAUCACCGUUGAAGUCGAAUAGUCCGAAAAAAUUGGUGGAUAUUGAGAUAUUGUAUGUAAAUGAAUGAAAAUGGUAUUAACAUCCAUCAGCUUCCACCUGAAAUAAAAAGGGAAAUUUCUAAUGCACCCUGAA